Mastomys coucha (southern multimammate mouse) is the source of this 1198-nucleotide messenger RNA. RefSeq names its product lipopolysaccharide induced TNF factor (gene Litaf). Gene Ontology annotation, biological process: regulation of cytokine production. Gene Ontology annotation, molecular function: zinc ion binding. The coding region runs from base 112 to 597 and encodes 161 amino acids. NCBI's taxonomy places the organism in Eukaryota, Metazoa, Chordata, Mammalia, Rodentia, Muridae. The transcript has 4 exons. The record is from RefSeq and is a predicted model, not a curated record.
CCCCGAAACAUCCCCGCCCCCGGUUCGCCCUGCCUCUCCAGAGCCCUCCCGGCCGGCGCGCGCGGCCAGCGCAGACCUCCCGGCUCGAUAGGCGGCGCGGGUGGCGGUAAAAUGUCUGCUCCAGGACCUUACCAAGCAGCUGCAGGCCCUUCUGUAAUGCCCACCGCACCCCCAACCUAUGAAGAAACAGUGGGUGUCAACAAUUACUACCCAACGCCCCCAGCACCUAUGCCAGGACCAGCCACAGGGCUCAUUACAGGCCCAGAUGGGAAGGGCAUGAAUCCACCUUCUUACUACACCCAGCCUGUGCCUGUCCCCAACGCCAACGCAAUUGCCGUGCAGACCGUUUAUGUGCAGCAGCCCGUCUCCUUCUAUGACCGCCCUGUCCAGAUGUGCUGUCCUUCCUGCAGCAAGAUGAUCGUGACCCAACUGUCCUACAAUGCCGGAGCCCUCACCUGGCUCUCCUGUGGCAGCCUGUGCCUGCUGGGAUGUGUUGCUGGCUGCUGCUUCAUCCCAUUCUGCGUAGACGCCCUGCAGGAUGUGGACCACUACUGCCCCAACUGCAAGGCGCUCCUGGGCACCUACAAGCGCUUGUAGGACUCGGCCGGCCAGCCAGGGGAGGUAGUAGACAAGUGCUACCGGAAGUCGCCUGACCCUUUCCCAGCACAGCCAGAAGAGGCCCUUCCUUGAUCUCAUCUCUUCGUGGGCUCCAUCUUCGUGUCUUUUAGGGGGUGGGAAAGGUCAGAAAAGUAACAAACCUCCAAACCCAGAAACUGCUGCUGGAGUUGUGCCCUGCACAUGCAAAGACGUGGACCUUGGGUGUUGUUUCAAGGGUUUGCUGCCUGCUCAUGUUACCCCACUAACUGUGAUUGUUACCCUAUUUGCAUCUCCUCUGCUGAUUUGCCAUUGGCUGCCUCCUCUUCCUCAGUGGGCCUUGCUGGUGCCAGUCUCCAACCCCGAAGCCACAGUUUGCCUUAUUUUUCACUGUUUGGUUUAAUCUAUUCCAUCUCUUCCCAUCUCCAAUGAGAGGCCUUGCCUUAAAGACUUUGCGGUUCUGUAAUUGUAGACUUCUCCAGCACUCAGAAUCACUUUAAUUUCAUAGAGUUUUUUUUUCCCCCCAAGUACACAGAAGGGCUGCUCACACCCACCAGACACAUACAGAUAAGGUCACAAGUCCUAAAUAAAAGGCUCAAAUCCA